AUGGCCAUAUCUCUUUGCUUCUCUCCUCUCACUUCAACCCCAAAACACUAUUCAAGAAUCCCCCUUUAUAAACCCAUCAACCCCAUUACCACUUUAACAACUCCAAAGAUUUUAAAUCCCAAUUUCAAGAAAGUAAAUUGUGUUCCUGAAAAUUCUCAGAAUCUUUCUGUGAUUCAAGAAAAACCCAGAUGGGAAAACUGGGUGUCAAUUGCAGAAAGUCUUUAUCCUGUUUAUGUAACCGUUGGUGGGGUUGUUGCCUGCUUAAAGCCCUCAACUUUUUCAUGGUUUGUCAAGUGUAGUCCUACUUCCUAUAGUUUGGGUCUUUGGUUUAUAAUGCUUGCUAUGGGUCUUACAUUGGAGAUCAAAGAGUUAACUAACUUGUUAUUACAAAAGCCUCUUUCUAUUCUGUUUGGUUGUGCUGCUCAAUAUACUAUUAUGCCUGCCUUGGGAAUGAUUCUCAGCAAAAUCUUGGGUCUGCCUCCUUCAAUUUCAGUUGGUCUGAUAUUGCUUGCGUGUUGCCCUGGAGGUACUGCUUCUAAUGUGGUAACCUUAAUUGCACAAGGAGAUGUCCCAUUAUCAAUAGUGAUGACAGCAUGCACUACAAUUGGUGCAGUGGUCCUGACUCCCUUCUUGACAACAAUUCUGGCAGGAACUUAUGUUCCUGUGGAUGCUGUUAAGCUUUCUAUCAGCACGCUCCAGGUUGUGGUUGCUCCAAUUCUCUUGGGUUCUUAUAUGCAGCACAAAUUUCCAAAAGCUGUAAAAAAAAUUGCACCUAUUGCUCCCCUUCUCGCAGUCUUAGCAACAUCUCUUGUUUCUGCCAGUAUAUUCUCUGAAAAUGUUGGUCGCCUAAGAUCUUCCGUGGUUGGUAUGUCAUUCUCUUCUGAUUUGCCUCUAAUCAGUCGUGCUCAGAAUGUGCUAGCUAGCGAAUUUGGACUCGUUGCGGUGUCUGUCUCAUUGCUUCAUUUUGCUGGUUUCUUUGUUGGGUAUCUUUCUGCUGCUUUGGCCGGUUUUAGCGAACCUCAAAGACGAGCUGUAUCCAUCGAGGUGGGCAUGCAGAAUUCUGCCUUAGGAGUGGUUUUAGCGACCUCCCAUUUCUCUUCACCAGCAGUUGCAUUACCUGCUGCAACUUCAGCUAUCAUUAUGAACAUAAUGGGUAGUUGUUUAGGUUUCUUUUGGAGAUGUAUUAACCCUACUCAACCAAAAAGUAGUCUUGAAGUGACUGAUAAAUCUUGAAUGUUCAUGUUGAA
This is a messenger RNA of Solanum verrucosum, 1247 nucleotides long. Its product is annotated as probable sodium/metabolite cotransporter BASS1, chloroplastic. Lineage: Eukaryota; Viridiplantae; Streptophyta; Magnoliopsida; Solanales; Solanaceae. The transcript is spliced from 7 exons. Bases 1 to 1233 code for a protein of 410 amino acids. The record is from RefSeq and is a predicted model, not a curated record. Gene Ontology annotation, cellular component: membrane.